AUGGCUGGCAGCAAUAGCACCGCAUCUACAAGUGGUUCUGGUAUUGGACAAUAUCCUUCGACACAGGGCGCCCAAAAUAUAUGCAAUGCUAACCUAACCGAUAAAUAUCUAAAUUUUGGUCCAUGUACUAAUUCGAAUAAUGCGACUAACUGUGGCUUGAACACAGGUUUCUAUGUUACGCCACACCAAGGUGCAACAUUGAUCAUAAGUAUACAAAUUUGUACCGGUGACGAUAAUCCACCACGGGAUCCCAUAACAAUAAUAAUUGAAGGAAGUAACAGCUCUGGAGCAUUUCUCCCUAUUGGUUCCAGUUGGACUUUGAUUUAUAAUGGAACAAGUGGUCUUGAUGUUGAUCCAGGAGAUUGUAGUGAUCUAUAUGGACAAUGUGAUGGAAUCAACUGGACAGGUCCUAAACAAUGUUGUGGUGAAUCAAAAUGUAUUUUUCAGAACAAUUAUUAUUCACAAUGCCUUCCAUCAUCUGGAGGAUCAGGAUCUUCUAGCAAUACACCUCAUCCAGAAACAACACCAUCACCAUCGAAUACUGGUCGAAAAAAUGGUGUAACAACUCGUUAUUGGGAUUGUUGUAAAGCAAGUUGUGGUUGGGCAGGUAAAGCAUCUGUUACAAAUCCAGUAAAAACAUGUGUACGAAAUGGUAUUACACAAGUCGAUGUUAAUGCUCAAUCAGGUUGUAAUGGUGGUAGUGCCUAUAUGUGUAAUAAUCAACAACCAUGGAAUGUUAGUUCUACUCUUUCAUAUGGUUAUGCUGCUGCAUAUAUAACUGGUCAAAGAGAAUCAGAUUGGUGUUGUGCUUGUUAUUCAUUAAUAUUUACAACAGGUUCUGUUGCUGGCAAAGAAUUAAUUGUACAAGUAACAAAUACAGGUGGUGAUCUUGGUGAAAAUCAUUUUGAUCUUCAAAUGCCUGGUGGUGGAGUAGGUAUUUUCGAUGGAUGUUCAAGUCAAUUUCCUGACGUAAGUAAACCUUUAUGGGGUCAACAAUAUGGUGGUAUUAGUCAACGAUCACAAUGUAACAAUUUACCAGCCGUUUUACGAUCUGGUUGCUUUUGGAGAUUUGAUUGGUUUCAGAAUGCUGAUAAUCCAAAAAUGACUUUCAAAGAAGUUCCAUGUCCAGCUGCUCUUACAGCAAAUACACAAUGUGUUCGAAGAUAG
Molecule: messenger RNA, 1167 nt
Organism: Rotaria sp. Silwood1
Lineage: Eukaryota; Metazoa; Rotifera; Eurotatoria; Philodinida; Philodinidae
Source: the annotation of a GenBank genome assembly